Molecule: messenger RNA, 2163 nt
Organism: Darwinula stevensoni
Lineage: Eukaryota; Metazoa; Arthropoda; Ostracoda; Podocopida; Darwinulidae
Source: the annotation of a GenBank genome assembly
AUGGCAGUAUUGAGGUUGAUGGGAAGUGGAGGCAUCAUGCUGAGGAGACAGGGAGUCCAACAGCUGAAGCUUGUGACUCGCCUUGCCAGCUCCAUUGAGCACAAAUUAGACCCAAAAUGGUUUGAAAUCUACACAACAGAUCCAAUCAAUAGAUCAGAACCAACUUUUGACAAAAUUCUGAUAGCCAAUCGAGGAGAGAUUGCUUGUCGAGUUAUACUGACAGCCCGCCGAAUGGGAAUCAAGACAGUGGCCAUCCAUUCAGACGUGGACUCAAAUGCAGUUCAUGUCCGAUUGGCUGAUGAGAAGGUAUGUGUUGGGAAAGCACCCACAAGCCAAUCAUAUCUCAAUGUUGAUGCCAUCCUGGAUGCCGUGAGAAAGACUGGAUCUCAAGCUGUUCAUCCUGGUUAUGGCUUCUUGUCUGAGAACACAAAAUUUGCAGGCAUUCUUGAGUCUGAAGGCAUUACAUUCAUUGGUCCCUCUGCUUCAGCCAUCAUCAAGAUGGGAGAUAAGUUGGAAUCUAAACGUCUUGCCAAGGCUGCCAAUGUCAAUGGAAUCCCUGGAUAUGAUGGAGAGAUCAGAGAUGUUGAUCAUUGCCUUGAAAUUGCCAAUCAGAUUGGAUAUCCUGUCAUGGUGAAGGCUUCAGCUGGAGGAGGUGGCAAGGGAAUGCGAAUUGCAUGGAAUGACCAUGAAUGCAAGGAUGGUUUCCGACUCUCAAAGGAUGAAGCCAAGUCAAGCUUUGGUGAUGAUCGGAUGCUGGUUGAAAAGUAUGUCAGCAAUCCUCGACAUAUUGAGAUCCAGGUUUUGGGUGAUAAGCAUGGGAAUGCCAUCUAUCUAAAUGAAAGGGAAUGUUCUAUUCAGAGGAGAAACCAAAAGGUGAUUGAAGAAUCUCCCAGCCCCUUUGUAGACCCUCAGCUACGAAAAGCCAUGGGAGAGCAGGCAGUUGCAAUGGCAAAACAUGUUGGCUAUUCAUCAGCAGGUACUGUGGAAUUCCUGGUGGAUGAUCAGAAAAAUUUCUAUUUCUUGGAGAUGAACACUCGACUGCAGGUGGAACACCCAAUCACAGAAUGCAUUACAGGAGUUGACUUGGUAUAUCAGAUGAUUCGAAGUGCUAAGGGGUAUCCAUUGAGACUGAAGCAGUCUGACAUCCCAGUACGAGGAUGGGCCAUUGAAUCUCGAGUAUAUGCUGAAGACCCCUCAAAGAACUUUGGUCUUCCAUCCAUUGGGCGAUUGAGUAGAUACAUUGAACCCAACCACCUUGAAGGAGUUCGAUGUGACAGUGGAAUCGAAGAAGGAAGCGAUAUAAGUGUCUAUUAUGAUCCAAUGAUUUGCAAACUGGUCACAUAUGCCCCAACACGUGAAUUGGCCAUCCAGAAGCAGAUUCAAGCCCUAGAUGAAUAUGUGAUUCGAGGUGUGACACAUAAUAUCCCCUUGUUGCGGGACAUCUUCACCGAAGCCCGCUUCCGCAAGGGCGAUAUCAACACCAGCUACUUGCCAACUGUGUACCCAGAUGGUUUCCAGGGGGUUCAGCUUACAAACACUGUCAAGAAAUCCCUAAUGGCAAUAGGGGCUGUAAUGAGAGCCAAAGACAAGAAGAGAAUGCGUAUGAUCUAUGGCCAAGCUCCAACCCAUCGUGUCAUCCCAAAGUCAUUUGAGUUUGUUGUGAAUCUCCGUGAAGAGAAUACUCCCUGCACUGUUGUAGAGAAAGAUGGCUAUUAUGUUAUCACAUUUGCUGAUGGUGAGAAGGUAACUGUCUCUGACACAUUCAACUUGGCUGAGCCUGUUGCCAAGAUGAAGGUGAAUGGGAAGAAUGAUAUUGCACAACUGAUCUGGAGAAAAGCUGGAGGAAAGAUGAGAAUCAGAUACAUGGGGACUGCAUUUAAUGUGAAUGUCCUGGAAGGAUCAGUAGCAGAUUACAUGAAAUUCAUGCCUGUCCUCGUGAAGGCAGACACAUCCAAGACAGUAAUUGCUCCUAUGCCUGGGGUGGUGAAAUCUGUCUCUGCUCAGGUGGGUCAGAUGGUGCCAGAAGGCCAGGAGGUUUGCGUCAUUGAGGCUAUGAAGAUGCAGAAUUCUUUGACUGCAGCUUCAGCUGGAAAAGUCAAGGCUAUCCAUAUUAAAACUGGAGACACUGUUGAAGAGGAUCAAGUCCUUGUGGAGUUUGAAUGA